Messenger RNA from Prorocentrum cordatum, 2075 nucleotides. The record is from the annotation of a GenBank genome assembly. Lineage: Eukaryota; Dinophyceae; Prorocentrales; Prorocentraceae.
CAAGAGUCCACCGGAGCCGCACCCCGCGCACGUGCGCACCAUCGCUAGCAAAUACACGUUGGGCACGCCAUUCGGCUCCGAGGCGCAUGAGCUGUUCCAUAUGUCCACACUACCGUGAUUCCCUGCAGCAGGGGGCGCACCUGUGCUCCCAUGCGCGCCUGGGUGGCUGCACUGCUGCCGGCAGUGUCGGCAGCCGUGCUCGCCAGAAGAGGCCGCUCGGUCGAGCGGCGGCCGCUGGCGGACCCGCGGGCCGCCGAUGACCACGGCGACGAUGCGCGCAACGCGUCCAAGGUGAUGGUACUUGGUCGGUGGAUGCCCUCGCUCCCCGAGGCCGAGAUCGUUGCAACGCUCCGGGCCCUGUUCGAGAGAGCCCGGGAGCCGUCGCGCGUGUACGUCGGCGUGGUGCAGCAGAACUCUCGGGGCCAGCAGGCCGCCCUGGAGACGCCGCUGGCCGCCCGCCUCUGCAGCGCGCUGGCGGCGACGCCGGAUCUGCUGGACGAGCCCCACGGCAGCCACCAGUUCCAGGGUCGCCAGAAGGACGAGGACGGCUGGAGCCCCUCAGAGGCCAGCUACACACCCGAGUCGCUCGCCGCCUGCGAGCCAGCAAGCCGAGUCCGCAUGUACCACGUGGCCACGCGGCAGGCCAAAGGCCCCGCUGACGAUCGUGGGCUGCAGCACAUGCGUCUCAGCGGCAGCGAGGAGCUCGAGGACUUCUGCAUGCAGAUCGACACCGACACCGUCUUCACCCCGGGCUGGGACGACAAGGCCAUACGGCAGUGGACCGAGAUGGACAACGAGUACGUGGUGUUGUCGGCUGUGGACUCGGAGGACCCCAUGGUCACCGGCCAGUACGUUCUCCCACGACCUGGGAACACAGCCAGCAGCUGGGUCCAGGAGGCCGCUGAGCGCGGGUCUGUGCCGGUGAUCGUGCCAGGCAACGGACACGACGGCAGUUGCCACACGCGUUGGCGUUCGGCUUUUCGUGAUCGGCUCGAACUUGUCGUCCAGUCGUCCACUCAUCCAGUCGAGAGCGACAACGAGCUCGCCGAACCUCCUCGUCUCCGCCUCCACGUCUCCUCAAUCGGAGGCGUGGGCACCACGAGCAUGAUGCAUGAGUUGAAUAGGCUGAACCCUCCGAUUGCCACCAACCAUCACAGCGACUUGGACAGGAUAAAGCACAUCCCUUUUGGUGACAAGAUCCGAAAAAGUGCUCCCGAUAAGAUCUUGUACAUUUACGGGGACCCCGUCCACGCAGUCAUAUCUUUGGACAGAAGAGGUUGGUUCCACCAUCAGGCCAUGAAGGUUCGCAGUGACCCAUGGCCGACAGGGCUAAGUAAAGCGACAGGCAUGACUAAUUUGUCGCAGUGGUUGGACGACCCGGGCGACGAUUUUCUCCAGCUCGAGCGGCAUUUCGGAUCAUUUUAUCACCAGUGCGAGUUCCCUGUCGCGUUCUUGCUGAUCAACGAGAAGACUGAACAUUUGGACGAGCUUGCAGCGUUCCUAGAGACCGAUAAGACCCAGGUUGCCCGAGUCCUUCACGAGUGGAAACCGGAAAGGAUUACGGCAGAUACCCAUCCUGAGCCGUCGACGUUAGACUACGAUGGAUUGAAGGAUCGAAUCGCAGAGAAGUUGAAGGGCAUCAUCUCGAAGUUCAAGGCGUUGCCCGGGUUCACAACCGUGAUUCCAGGAAAAGACUGUUAGAGGCAGCAUUGCGUCUUUUAGCAAGGCCUAGUUGCUCGUCCUCUGUCAACGUUUAUUUGCUUUGUCCAGAACCCCAUCAAGCAUUAUCCCCCCGACCUGUCCUGGAGCGUGAUCUCGCCAGGCUUCGUUUCGAAUGCAGGCGUGGCGACAAAGACCCCCCAGGAGGCCACAACGUUGAUUUCAAAUCACCCCAGCGUCGAUCCGCGAUUAACCCUUCUUCUAUUCACCCGUCCUCCAUCCAUCACUUCCUUCCAUGCUUGCCGUUCGGAGCGAUCGAUGAUGCAUGAUCAGAUUCGCGCGUAGGUUUGGAUCCGUAAUCAUGGCGCCCGGCUGGAUUGCCCCUGCGAGUUAGCGUCGCCUGCGGAGCUGGAGAA